ACUCAAUGAAAGAAGCCGGUCUGAAAAGGCUACAUACUGUAGAAUUGCAACUACAGGGCAUUCUGGAAAAGAUAAAACUAUGGACACAAUAAGAAAAGUGGCCGCCAGGGAUUGGGAGGAGGGACAGAAGGAUAGGUAGAGCUCAGAGGGAUUGGCAGGCAGUGAAACGGCUCAGUAGUAUACGUUGUUGAGGAUGCAUUUGUUCAGACCCACAGAGUAUAAGACAUCAAGAGUGAACUGUAAGGUAAAUGAUGGACUUUGGAUGAUAAUGACAUGACAGGAAAGGUUCAUCAGCUAUAACAAAUACACCAUGCUGGUAGGAGCCAUUGAUCAUGGGAGAGGCUGUGCAUGUGGGGGAGCAGAAGGUACAUGGGAAAUCUCCAUUCCUUCUCUCUGAACCUUGCUCUGAACCUAAAACUGCUCUUAAGGCCAAAAAAAAAAAAAAAAAAAAGUCUGAAAAAAAAAAGGAAAAACUUAAAAGCUUCACAUAAAAGUUUGGAGCCAUAUGUGAAUGAGUCAUUCUUAUUGUAGGGAGACUGUGGAAGAAAAGAAAAUGAUGAUUCCAAUAAAGUUGACCUUACUGACACUUUUGAAGCUUCAGCACCAGUCAGCAAAGUGAAUAAGUACUGUGUUUCUUCCAACUUUCAUUCCACUUUGGGAAAAAAGAAUACCAUCAUGUCAAGCAUUACGAUUGACCCAGAUGUCAAGCCUGGUGAAUAUGUCAUCAAGAGCCUCUUUGCAGAAUUUGCUGUUCAAGCUGAAAAGAAAAUUGAAGUUGUAAUGGCUGAGCCCUUGGAGAAGCCAUUGUCUAGAUCUCUUCAAAGAGGUGAAGAUCUUCAGUUUGACCAGUUGAUAAGCUCUAUGAGCUCCGUAGCAGAGCACUGUCUCCCUUCCUUACUUCGCACCUUGUUUGACUGGUACAGACGCCAGAAUGGGACUGAAGAUGAAUCUUACGAAUACAGGCCUCGGUCUAGCACAAAGUCUAAGGGGGAUGAACAGCAACGUGAAAGAGAUUAUCUUCUUGAAAGGAGAGACUUAGCCGUAGAUUUCAUUUUUUGUUUAGUUUUAGUCGAAGUUCUAAAGCAGAUUCCUGUUCAUCCUGUGCCUGAUCCCUUAGUUCAUGAAGUUCUAAACUUAGCUUUUAAGCACUUUAAACAUAAGGAAGGAUAUUCAGGAACCAACACUGGGAAUGUGCAUAUUAUUGCAGAUUUAUAUGCAGAGGUGAUAGGGGUUCUUGCCCAAUCAAAGUUUCAGGCUGUGAGGAAGAAGUUUGUGACAGAAUUGAAAGAACUGCGGCAGAAGGAACAAAGCCCCCAUGUGGUACAAAGCAUCAUCAGCUUAAUAAUGGGAAUGAAGUUUUUUCGAGUAAAAAUGUAUCCUGUAGAAGAUUUUGAAGCAUCAUUUCAGUUCAUGCAGGAAUGUGCUCAGUAUUUCUUAGAAGUAAAAGAUAAAGAUAUAAAACAUGCACUUGCUGGUUUAUUUGUGGAGAUUCUUAUCCCUGUAGCUGCUGCUGUUAAAAAUGAAGUGAAUGUUCCCUGUUUGAAAAAUUUUGUGGAGAUGCUUUAUCAGACUACUUUUGAACUGAGCUCCAGAAAGAAGCAUUCAUUGGCUCUUUAUCCACUAAUUACCUGCCUUUUAUGUGUCAGUCAGAAACAGUUUUUUUUAAAUAACUGGCAUAUUUUCCUACAGAACUGUUUGUCACAUUUAAAGAUGCCAUCUAACAACAGUAUCAGAAAACAAAUAGAAACCCUUCAGAAUAAAGAUCCUAAAAUGUCUCGAGUUGCACUGGAAUCUUUGUAUAGAUUAUUGUGGGUUUAUGUAAUUAGAAUAAAAUGUGAAAGCAACACUGUAACUCAGAGUCGUCUUAUGAGCAUAGUGUCAGCACUUUUUCCAAAAGGUUCACGUAGUGUGGUUCCUCGUGAUACACCUCUCAAUAUAUUUGUGAAGAUUAUUCAGUUCAUUGCUCAGGAACGUUUGGAUUUUGCAAUGAAAGAAAUCAUAUUUGAUCUUCUCAGUGUUGGAAAAUCUACUAAAACUUUCACCAUUAAUCCAGAGAGAAUGAACAUAGGCCUCAGAGUCUUCCUUGUCAUAGCAGACAGCUUGCAGCAGAAAGACGGGGAGCCGCCGAUGCCGACCACAGGGGUCAUUCUUCCCUCAGGAAACACUCUCCGUGUGAAGAAAAUUUUUCUCAACAAAACCUUGACGGAUGAGGAAGCAAAAGUCAUAGGAAUGUCAGUGUACUAUCCUCAAGUGAGGAAAGCCUUAGACAGCAUUCUCAGACAUCUGGACAAAGAAGUUGGGAGACCAAUGUGUAUGACUAGCGUGCAGAUGUCCAACAAGGAGCCCGAAGACAUGAUUACAGGGGAAAGAAAACCCAAAAUUGAUUUGUUUAGGACUUGUAUUGCUGCUAUUCCAAGGCUGAUUCCUGAUGGUAUGAGCAGAACUGACCUCAUUGAAUUGUUAGCAAGGCUCACAAUUCAUAUGGACGAAGAACUGCGUGCUCUGGCUUUCAAUACCCUGCAGGCACUAAUGCUUGAUUUUCCAGAUUGGCGGGAGGAUGUUCUGUCAGGAUUUGUUUAUUUUAUUGUUCGUGAAGUGACUGAUGUCCAUCCCACACUUCUUGAUAAUGCUGUAAAGAUGUUGGUACAAUUAAUAAACCAGUGGAAACAAGCAACCCAAAUGCAUAACAAAAACCAGGACUCCCAGCAUGGUGUGGCUAAUGGAGCUUCUCAUCCCCCUCCACUGGAAAGGAGCUCGUAUUCCAGCGUAUUCCAUGUGGUCGAAGGGUUUGCACUGGUCAUUCUCUGUAGCAGUCGACCCGCCACUAGGAGAUUAGCCGUCAGCGUCCUUAGAGAAAUACGGGCUUUGUUUGCACUUUUGGAAAUACCUAAGGGUGAUGAUGAAUUAGCCAUAGAUGUGAUGGACAGGCUGAGCCCAUCCAUUCUUGAGAGCUUCAUACAUCUCACUGGAGCCGAUCAGACUACUUUGCUGUAUUGCCCUAGCUCGAUUGAUUUACAGACAUUAGCAGAAUGGAACUCUUCUCCUAUCAGCCAUCAGUUUGAUGUGAUCAGCCCGUCACACAUAUGGGUAUUUGCACAUGUGACCCAAGGCCAGGACCCAUGGAUUAUAAGUCUCUCCAGUUUCUUAAAGCAAGAAAACCUUCCCAAACACUGCUGUACAGCUGUGAGCUAUGCGUGGAUGUUUGCGUACACAAGACUCCAAUUAUUGUCCCCACAGGUUGAUAUAAACAGCCCCGUCAAUGCUAAGAAAGUGAACAGCACCACAGGCAGUGACUCCUACAUCGGCCUGUGGAGAAACUACCUGCUCCUUUGCUGCAGUGCGGCGACCUCCGCCACCUCCUCAGCGUCCGCCGGGUCUGUGAGGUGCUCUCCUCCCGAGACGCUGGCGUCUACCCCCGACAGUGGCUACGGCAUCGAUUCCAAAAUUAUCGGCAUCCCAUCCCCUUCAUCCUUGUUUAAGCACAUAGUUCCAAUGAUGCGCUCUGAGAGCAUAGAAAUCACAGAAUCCCUUGUUCUAGGUCUUGGCAGGACCAACCCAGGAGCUUUUAGGGAACUAAUAGAGGAAUUGCAUCCCAUAAUUAAAGAAGCACUCGAAAGAAGGCCAGAGAAUAUGAAACGGCGCAGGCGUCGAGAUAUUUUACGAGUACAACUGGUACGAAUAUUCGAACUGCUGGCAGAUGCUGGUGUCAUUAGUCACAGUGCAAGUGGUGGGCUUGAUAAUGAAACCCAUUUCCUCAACAACACUUUAUUGGAAUAUGUAGAUUUAACUCGACAACUCCUCGAAGCAGAAAAUGAAAAGGACUCUGACACACUGAAGGAUAUACGAUGCCAUUUUAGUGCCUUAGUGGCGAAUAUCAUCCAGAAUGUUCCAGUGCACCAGAGAAGAAGUAUCUUUCCUCAGCAGAGCCUCCGUCACAGUCUGUUUAUGCUGUUCAGUCACUGGGCAGGUCCUUUCAGCAUCAUGUUUACACCCCUGGACAGAUACAGUGACAGAAAUAUGCAAAUUAACAGGCAUCAGUACUGUGCCCUGAAGGCUAUGUCUGCUGUACUGUGUUGUGGCCCUGUUGCAGAUAAUGUAGGACUUUCAUCAGAUGGCUAUUUGUACAAAUGGUUGGAUAACAUUUUGGACUCUCUGGACAAAAAGGUUCAUCAGUUGGGCUGUGAAGCAGUUACGUUACUGCUGGAGCUGAACCCGGACCAGAGCAACCUGAUGUACUGGGCUGUGGAUCGGUGUUACACGGGUUCCAAGAGAGUGGCGGCUGGCUGCUUUAAAGCCAUAGCGAAUGUGUUCCAGAACAGGGAUUAUCAGUGUGACACAGUGAUGCUCCUAAAUCUGAUACUGUUUAAAGCAGCUGAUUCUUCUCGAAGCAUCUAUGAGGUUGCUAUGCAACUUUUACAGAUCCUGGAACCGAAGAUGUUUCGCUAUGCUCACAAAUUGGAAGUUCAGAGAACAGAUGGAGUCCUCAGCCAGCUGUCUCCUCUGCCACACCUCUAUUCUGUUUCAUAUUACCAGUUGUCCGAGGAGUUAGCAAGGGCGUAUCCUGAGCUAACUCUCGCCAUAUUCUCAGAGAUAAGCCAGAGAAUUCAGACCGCUCACCCUGCGGGGAGGCAGGUCAUGCUGCACUACCUGUUGCCGUGGAUGAACAACAUCGAGCUGGUAGAUUUAAAACCCUUGCCCACAGCCAGGCGGCACGAUGAGGAGGAAGACGACUCCCUGAAAGACCGAGAGCUGAUGGUGACCAGCAGGCGCUGGUUGCGAGGAGAAGGCUGGGGGUCCCCACAAGCCACCGCGAUGGUUCUGAACAACCUAAUGUACAUGACAGCGAAGUACGGUGAUGAGCUGGCCUGGUCAGAGGUGGAGAACGUGUGGACCACACUUGCAGACGGCUGGCCGAAAAACCUGAAAAUAAUUUUGCACUUUCUCAUCAGCAUUUGUGGAGUGAAUAGUGAACCAAGCCUCUUGCCUUACGUGAAGAAAGUUAUUGUCUAUUUAGGCAGAGACAAAACAAUGCAGCUGCUGGAGGAGCUGGUGCAUGAGCUGCAGCUGACGGACCCGGUCAGCUCGGGGGUCACCCACAUGGAUAACCCCCCGUAUUACCGCAUCACUUCCAGCUAUAAAAUCCCUUCGGUCACCUCAGGAACUACUUCCAGUAGCAAUACAAUGGUAGCUCCCAUAGACAGCAAUCCUGAUAAUAAGCCCAUAAAAGAGAAUAUUGAAGAGAGCUAUGUGCACCUCGACAUCUACAGUGGGCUAAACAGUCACUUAAAUCGUCAGCAUCACAGACUAGAAUCUCGAUACAGUAGCAGCUCUGGAGGAUCUUAUGAAGAAGAAAAAAGUAGUGAUUCAAUGCCACUUUAUUCUAAUUGGCGCCUGAAAGUGAUGGAGCAUAAUCAAGGAGAGCCACUACCCUUCCCACCAGCUGGAGGCUGCUGGUCGCCACUGGUGGAUUACUUGCCUGAAACGUCAUCACCUGGAUUACCUCUUCACAGGUGUAACAUAGCUGUGAUCCUUUUGACUGACCUGAUCAUCGAUCACAGUGUGAAGGUGGAAUGGGGAAGCUACCUCCAUCUUCUUCUUCAUGCAAUUUUUAUAGGGUCUGACCACUGCCACCCCGAGGUGUAUGAGCACUGUAAGCGCCUGCUCCUGCACCUGCUGAUCGUCACGGGGCCCAGCAGUAACAUCCGCGCCGUCGCCGCCGUCCUGCUCAGGAACAGGGAGUUUAACGAGCCCAGGGCGCUCACAGUCAAGCAGGCCUCGCACUUAGACUACACUUGCACAGCGGGCGUUAGUGAUUUUAUACCUGAUUACCAGCCCUCCCCUAUGACUGACUCAGGGCUUAGCUCAAGUUCUACCUCUUCUAGUAUCAGCUUAGGAAAUAACAGCGCUGCCAUCUCCCAUCUGCACACCACUCUCCUCAAUGAGGUCGACAUCUCCGUAGAGCAGGAUGGAAAAGUCAAAACCCUCAUGGAAUUCAUUACCUCAAGAAAAAGAGGGCCCCUUUGGAACCAUGAGGAUGUUUCUGCCAAGAAUCCUAACAUCAAGAGUGCCGAGCAGUUAACUACAUUUUUGAAACAUGUGGUUUCUGUUUUUAAGCAGUCAAGCUCAGAAGGCGUGCAUUUGGAACAUCAUCUUAGUGAAGUUGCUCUACAAACAGCACUUUCUUGUUCUUCACGACACUAUGCUGGGAGAUCCUUCCAGAUUUUCAGGGCCCUAAAGCAGCCUCUUUCUGCAACUACGCUUUCUGAUGUUCUCUCCAGACUUGUAGAAACCGUAGGGGAUCCGGGGGAAGAUGCACAGGGGUUUGUGAUUGAACUCCUGCUCACAUUGGAGUCUGCGAUCGACACUUUGGCCGAAACCAUGAAGCAUUAUGAUCUUCUUUCUGCCCUUUCUCAAACCUCAUACCAUGAUCCUAUAAUGGGAAACAAGUAUGCAGCUAACAGGAAAAGCACUGGACAACUCAAUCUAAGCACAAGUCCCAUUAAUAGUAGCAGUUAUUUGGGAUAUAACAGUAAUGCAAGAAGUAACUCUUUGAGAUUAAGUUUAAUUGGUGACCGAAGAGGUGACCGGCGGCGGAGUAACACACUGGAUAUAAUGGAUGGACGGAUAAACCAUAGCAAUAGUUUAGCAAGGACUAGAAGCCUCUCCUCUCUGAGAGAGAAAGGGGCAUAUGAUGUGCAGCCCACUACUGAGCCUGCCAACCUGAUGGCCACCAUUUUUUGGAUAGCAGCAUCGUUAUUAGAAUCUGAUUAUGAAUAUGAAUACCUCCUGGCUCUCAGGCUUCUCAACAAACUGCUUAUCCAUUUGCCUUUGGAUAAAUCAGAGAGUCGAGAGAAGAUUGAAAGUGUACAGAGCAAGUUGAAAUGGAACAACUUUCCGGGCCUUCAGCAGCUCUUCCUCAAGGGUUUUACCUCAGUAUCUACCCAGGAGAUGACGGUGCAUCUCCUCAGUAAACUCAUCGCCGUCUCCAAACACACGCUGGUGGAUCCUUCCCAGUUGUCAGGCUUUCCUCUUAACAUCCUUUGCUUAUUGCCUCACUUAAUCCAGCAUUUUGACAGCCCAACUCAGUUUUGCAAAGACACAGCUAGUCGAAUAGCAAAGGUGUGUGCGGAAGAGAAGUGCCCGGCGCUGGUCAAUCUGGCUCACAUGAUGAGUUUGUACAGUACACACACGUACUCCAGAGACUGUUCUAACUGGAUCAACGUCGUAUGUCGGUAUCUGCAUGACUCCUUCUCAGAUACCACAUUUAAUCUUGUGACUUAUCUUGCAGAGCUGUUAGAGAAAGGGUUGUCCAGCAUGCAACAGUCAUUACUACAGAUUAUCUAUAGUCUUUUGAGUCACAUUGACCUCUCUGCUGCCCCAGUCAAGCAGUUUAAUCUGGAGAUCAUAAAGAUUAUUGGCAAAUAUGUACAGAGUCCUUACUGGAAGGAAGCCCUUAACAUACUAAAACUGGUGGUGUCUCGCUCCGCAAGUCUUGUUGUGCCCAGCGAUAUCCCCAAGACCUACGGAGCAGAUACAGGUUCUCCUGAAAUCUCCUUCACCAAGAUUUUUAAUAAUGUCUCCAAGGAGUUGCCUGGGAAGACCUUAGAUUUUCAUUUUGAUAUAUCGGAGACACCAAUUAUUGGAAAUAAGUAUGGCGAUCAGCCUAGCGCAGCUGGAAGAAAUGGGAAACCCAAAGUUAUUGCAGUUACUAGGAGUACUUCUUCCACCUCUUCUGGGUCUAAUUCUAAUGCCUUGGUUCCUGUUAGCUGGAAAAGACCACAGUUAUCACAGCGAAGAACAAGAGAAAAGCUAAUGAAUGUGCUUUCUCUCUGUGGUCCAGAAUCUGGCCUUCCAAAGAAUCCAUCAGUUGUAUUCUCUUCUAAUGAGGAUUUGGAAGUUGGUGACCAACAGACCAGCCUGAUUUCUGCAACAGAAGACAUGAUUCAAGAGGAAGAAGUCGCUGUGGAAGACAACAGCAGUGAACAACAAUUUGGCGUUUUUAAGGAUUUUGACUUUUUAGAUGUUGAAUUGGAAGAUGCAGAGGGUGAAAGUAUGGACAAUUUCAACUGGGGCGUCCGCAGGCGCUCCCUGGACAGUAUUGACAAAGGGGACACCCCCUCCCUCCAGGAGUACCAGUGCUCCAGCAGCACCCCCAGCCUGAACCUGACCAACCAGGAGGAUACGGACGAGUCCUCGGAAGAAGAGGCGGCGCUCACGGCCAGCCAGAUCCUGUCACGCACGCAGAUGUUAAACAAUGAUUCUGCUGCCGACGAAACACUACCAGACCAUCCUGAUCUCCUUCUUCAGUCUCAAGAUUCCACCGGCAGCGUCUCAACAGACGAAGUCCUUCAAAUCAGAGAUGAGACCCCCAGUUUGGAGGCUUCUCUCGAUAAUGCUAACAGCCAGCUGCCUGAGGAUACAGGCUCAGCAUUAAAGGAGGACCAGGUUAUGACCGCCUUUGAAGAUGAAGGGUCCUAUAUAAUUCAAGAACAUCAGGAUUCACUGGUGUGUCAAGGGAUUCUUGACUUGGAGGACAGCGACAUGCCAGAGCCCCUGGCUCCUGAAAGCUCUCCUGAGUCCAUCUGCGAAGAAGAUGUCACCUUAGCUCUGAAAGAACUAGACGAACGAUGCGAAGAAGAAGAGGCGGAUUUCUCGGGACUGUCUAGUCAGGAUGAAGAAGAGCAAGACAGCUUUCCAGAAGCCCAGACAUCCCCUCUACCGUCACCGUUUCUUUCCGCCAUAAUAGCUGCCUUUCAGCCAGUCGCCUAUGAGGACGAAGAGGAAGCCUGGCGUUGCCAUGUCAAUCAGAUGCUGUCUGACACCGACGGGUCCUGUGCAGUGUUUACUUUCCAUGUGUUUUCAAGGCUGUUUCAGACAAUUCAAAGAAAGUUUGGAGACAUAACUAACAAAGCAAUCAGCUUUCUUGGUCAGAGUCUGCAACGCAUUGGUACCAAAUUUAAAAGUUCACUGGAAGUGAUGAUGAUGUGUUCAGAAUGCCCAACAGUCUUUGUGGAUGCUGAAACGCUGACAUCAUGCGGUUUGCUGGAAACACUCAAGUUCAGUGUCUUGGAGCUGCAGGAGCAUCUGGACACGUACAAUGCCAAAAGAGAGGCAGCUGAGCAGUGGUUAGACAACUGUAAGAGGACAUUUGGUGCCAAGGACGACGUGUAUAGGAUAAACACAGAUGCACAGCAAAUGGAAAUUCUAGCAGGACUGGAGCUCUGUCGAAGGCUCUACAAACUGCAUUUUCAGUUGCUGCUUCUGUUCCAAGCCUACUGUAAACUGAUCAACCAAGUAAACACAAUAAAAAAUGAGGCAGAGGUCAUCAACAUGUCCGAGGAACUUGCCCAACUGGAAAAUAUCCUCAAAGAGGCAGAGUCUGUGUCAGAAAGUGAAGAAAUUGACAUUUCCAAAGCUGCACAAACUACCAUAGAGACUGCCAUUCAUUCUUUAAUUGAAACUUUGAAAAAUAAGGAGUUUAUUUCAGCUGUGGCACAAGUAAAAGCCUUCAGAUCUCUGUGGCCGAACGACAUCUUUGGCAGCUGUGAGGACGACCCGGUGCAGACGCUGCUGCACAUCUACUUCCACCACCAGACGCUGGGCCAGACGGGGAGCUUCGCGGUCAUAGGCUCUGACCUGGACCUGUCGGAAGCCAGCCACAAACUGAUGGAGCUGAAUCUAGAGAUCCGAGAGUCUCUGCGCACGGUGCAGCCAUACCAGCUGCUAGCACAGGCCAGCGCGAUUGGAAAUCUGGUGAGCACUGGAUUCUGAGAAGCUUCAGCCAUUUAGGGAAGACCCGAAGCUGAAGAUGAUGACGAAUAUUAGCGAGCACCUUUUACGAACCCUUGCAGCUCCCGGACAACUCUUCCACGACCACGGGCACAACUAACGUCAAACCUGUAUCAGAAUCAAAGAUCUGAAGAAGAAGAAAAAGAUCUUAAAUGGCUGCCAACACCUCCCUCACUAAUCGUACGAAGAAGGAAUUUUUUAAUUAACCUAUGUGAAAAGAAAAGGGCUAAAAGUGAUGCAUACAAAUACAGGACUCUCGGGAGAAAGAGGAGAAUUCUAGGCCUACUACGGAGACGUGGGAAAGCAGGUGACAUGAGGCUAAAAGCCAGGCUCGUUCGUUUUAGCUGAAGGCCUGCAGGGCUGGUGCAUUGCCGGCGGCCGGGGCGCGCUCCACAGCUGAUCCUUCAUCGUCUACAUGAAGAACCUUCAGUCGGACAGAUAGACAUGGAGAGACUUCUUUGCAAAAACCAUUGAUUUUUUUCAACACAUGGGACGAGGGUGUGGGUGUCUUGUUUUUUAGUCUGUACCAGGGAGUGUGUGUGUGUGUGUGAGCGCGUGUGAGCUGGGGCGUGUGACUCUGUGACAGCCCUAUUUUCAAGGUGUGGGUGUUUGGUGAUAACGUGUCCGCAUGCCUAAAAGAGCACUGCAAGAUUAUUUUUGAAGAAAUUUUUAUUUUAUUAGAUCUAACUCUUCAUAGUGUGUAAAUGUUAGAACAUUUUAAUAAUAUUUUAAAGCUGGGCUUUCCCGGUAUUUUGAAAAGAAAUAAUAUAUCUGUUAAUGUUAUUGGAACGCUGCUCAGUUCUCUGAUCAGUGCUUACGUUAUGAUUGUUGAUAACUAACCAAAGUAGAUGCCUGCAGAGACUUUAAAAAUGUAAAAUAAAGAUGUAUGCUGCCCGUCAGCUAUUCUCAUUAGAAAAGUUAACUUAUUUUACUCCAUAAUUAUUAUAGAAACUGUAUAGAUUAAAGCCAGUAUUGUACGUUUGUGCAAUGCACGGUUGUACAAGAACAGGUGUACAAAGCUAAAGAAAAGAUCGUGGUCACUGAUGGUAGAGUACAGGACUUGCGGGCUCCGGAGUCUGCAGCAUUCAAGGAGAGAGAUGCAAACCCAGUUGUGUGUUUAUUCAGGACUCACGGGUUUCACCCAGAAGGAACCUGGGGCUCUGGGGGGAAAUGGAAGGAAGCCUGAAGACCGACUACCAAAACAUGCAAUACACUUACCCACUGUCUAAGUCUGUAGCAUAACGCGAACUGGAUUCUGUGUCCUUUUUUAAAUAGCAUUUUGUAAAAGAAAUGAAUGUAGUCCCACAAUGCCUCUGAUUUGAAAGGAACACCUUGUAUUUUUUAUAGGCAUCUCUUAUCCACUGUGACUUUCUUUUAAACUGGGCUCUGUGAUUGCAGAGUUUAGAAUGUAGAAAUGAAAUGCUUAGCUUUGCCUUUUCUUGGGGGUGUGGACCCUGCCAGAAAUGUAAUUAUGCUCAAGUGCAUUAAUUGAAGGCACUGUGCAUGCCGUUGGACUGCUGACUGUAGUUAUGUUACCUGUAAAAUUCCGUAACUGGUCACGGCACAUUCAUAAUCACUGUAUUUUUUGACCCUGAUAAAAAAAAUUAUUUUGAUGGUGUUCUGGUACUGUAAAUGGCGUCCUUUAAAUUAUUUAAUAACUUUUGGGUGUGGGGCAGGAAGAGAGGGGUGGUGUCCAGACACGCCCCCACACUUUACAUCCUAUCUUACCAUCCCCCAUUUUCUCACCCUCCUUAUAUCCUUUUUGUUAAAAUAAAAAGCAUUGUAGCUA
Molecule: messenger RNA, 11578 nt
Organism: Suricata suricatta (meerkat)
Lineage: Eukaryota; Metazoa; Chordata; Mammalia; Carnivora; Herpestidae
Gene: FRYL
Product: FRY like transcription coactivator
Exons: 63
Coding region: 676-9771 (3031 amino acids)
Biological process (GO): cell morphogenesis; neuron projection development
Cellular component (GO): site of polarized growth; cell cortex
Source: RefSeq, a predicted model, not a curated record